Molecule: messenger RNA, 2475 nt
Organism: Hypoxylon fragiforme
Lineage: Eukaryota; Fungi; Ascomycota; Sordariomycetes; Xylariales; Hypoxylaceae
Exons: 2
Coding region: 259-2415 (718 amino acids)
Molecular function (GO): NADP binding; N,N-dimethylaniline monooxygenase activity; flavin adenine dinucleotide binding
Source: RefSeq, a predicted model, not a curated record
CCGGGAUCGGGACCAUGGCUAAGACCGUCUGUAUCGUGGGUAGGACAACUAAUUCUCCUCCGCUCUUUCGGGCAUGAAAUCCCGGCCAAGCUCACACGUAACUUAGGCGCUGGCCCCUCCGGGCUCGUGGCAGCGAAGACCCUGCUACAUGAUGCACCCCCCGACUCGUUCAAAGUCACCAUUUUCGAUGCUCAAUCUCGAAUCGGAGGAUUAUGGCCGACGAGCAAGGAUGAUGCCGGUGGUCUCAUUCACCCGUUCAUGACUGCUAACCAGAGCAAACACACUGUCCAGUUUAGUGAUUUUGCCUGGCACAGCUCUACCCCAGAAUUCCCUCAAGCGUGGCAAGUGGGUCAAUAUCUGGAACAGUAUUCCCACGAGUAUGGGGGUGCCGAUAUCCGACUCGGCCACAAAGUCGUGAAGGCCGACCUACAAGGUGAUGGCUCGUGGCAGGUGCAGACAGAGUCGGCUAAAGGGGCGGAGAUUAGUCAUUUUGACUACUUGUUGGUCACCACAGGAUUCUUCGGGACGCCGAUAUGGCCGGAUAUCGUGCCGAGGGAGGCGGAUGUGCCGAUUGUUCACAGUAGCAAGUACCGCGAUAUCAGGAGUCUCUUGGCCGGUUCAAAGGGACGCGGGAGCAAAAUCUUAAUCGUCGGGGGGCAGAUGUCCGGUAUAGAGGUUGCUGCGACCAUAGCAACUUCUCUUUCAUCUGCCGUUCACUCGCCGGGGGAGAAGAUUAUAGAGGAGCCGGAGAAAUACACGAUACACCAUGUCAUCCAACAGCCAUCGUGGGUUGUCCCACUCUUCACGUCUCCCAAGCCAGCGGCACCAGCACCCCCUUUUCUACCAUGCGAUCUACCUUCAUACAAUCUAGCUAACCGCCCACCUCCAAUGACGAAUAGUCAGGGGCACAUAAGCGUAGACGCGGCGCGCAUUUUCCAGUCAAUAUAUCAGUCCGUUUUAGGUACUAACCAGUCCGAGUUCUCGGAACAGACGAAGAUAGAUGGCGACUUACUCGACGUGCCGCCCUUCGUAGCGAUGAGUUCAUAUUACAUGGGCUUCGUGUGUUCGGGACUUAUCAAAAUUAGUAAGGGAAAGUUGGAUUCACUUUCCGGAAAUGCAGCUACCUUGACGCCCGGAAACGAGCAGAUCAACGAUAUCGCUGCCAUCAUCUUAGCAACGGGUUUCGACCCAUCCGAAAACCUCUCCUUUCUCCCACCAGAGGUCCUCCAGACCAUCUCUCACUCGCCGUCACAUUCUAAUCUACCCGUCGCGCUCGCCUUCCACGGCACGCAUCACCCAGCCUUGCCCACUCUCGGCUUCGUCGGCCUCUACCGCUCUCCCUACUGGGGAGUCAUGGAGAUGCAAGCGCGCCUCGUCACACAGCUUUGGGCAACUCCAGACAGUCCUCAAACCCCAUCUCAAGCUCUAGCGCAAGCCCUCACAAACGACGACACCAUCGCGCGGACCUUAGCUCUACGCACAGACCCGCGCGUCUCCCAGUUCCCGAUGGGCGACUACGCCUAUCUAAUGCAGGAGUUCGCGUGCGCCCUCGACAUCCCGCUUACCCCGUUCCCCCCCACACCACCCCUUGCGAACGGGAAACCCAUGGACAUCCUGACCCCCGCGCGCUACGCCUCCGCGACAACACUAUCCAUCCCGCGUCGACGCGACCACAUCGACGCCAACCUCCGCAACACCCACGCCACCGCCGUCGCCGGACUCUCCUCCGGCCGCUUCGUCGCCGGCGCCGUCUUUCGCUCGCUGCUCGGCGAGUGGCAUCUCGAGCGGGACAUCGCAUCACAACUGCCCUCGCACCCCAGCGGCCGCUUCAUCGGCACCGCGACCUUCCACCUGCGCGAGGGAACCUCCGACGGCCGCUCCUCUUCUUCUUCUUCUUCUUCUUCUUCUUCUUCCCCUCUUCCAGGUCUCGAGUACCUGUACAUCGAAGACGGCGUGUUCACGGCGCGCGACAACCCGGCGAUGUCGUUCCGCGGGACGCGGCGGUACGUCUACCGCUACGACGAGGAGACAGACAAGCUGAGCGUGUGGUUCGCGCAGACGGACGAUGCGCGGCGCGCCGAUUAUCUUUUUCACGACGUGGAGUUCUUGCCGCCUACCACUACCACUACCACAACCACAACCACCAACCCCAUCGCCACCGGCGCCGCCGCAGAAGAAAAACACCGCCAGCUUCUCGUCGACGACACGGACACGGACACGGACACGGACACGGACGCGCGGAAACAGAAGCGGGGGUGGCUCGCGCGCGCCAGCCACCUGUGCGUCGAGGACCUGUACGACGUGCGCUACGAGUUCGACUUCCAGGCGGUGAACCUGCGGGAGUGGAGGCUGGGGUACGCGGUUAAGGGGCCCAGGAAGGAUUAUGUUAUUGAUGGGGUUUAUAGGAGGGUGUGAGGAUAAGGGGUAGAGGGAGUGAGAGUGAGAGUGAGAGUGGGGGGGGGCAAGGGGAAGGGG